CCCAAUGCCCCCAUCCUCUCCCAGUGCCCCCUCUCCCUGACAUUCGCCUAAUGCCCACUCACCUGCUGUCCGUCUGUUAUCUGCUGCCCCUGACAUCCUAAUAUCCCCUCAUUUACUACCCCCUGUCUGUCACCUACUGCCCCUACAUUCUCCUAAUACCCCUCAUUUUCUACCCGUAUAUUCUCCUAAUGCCCCCUCACCUGCUGCCCCUGACAUUGUCCUAAUGCCUCCUCGCCUGCAGCCCCCUGUCUGUCCCUCACCUGCUGCCCUUCUAACCUGCCGCUCCUUGUCAUUCUCCUGUUGCCCCUUCACCUAUCUCCUGCCGCACCCCAGUCUUCUGCCAUCAGAGCCAUUUCUAGGGCUAGGUGAUCUGUGCAAUCACAUGGGGCGCAUGCGGCCGCGGUCUCUUUGAGACAGUAUUCCAUAUCUGGCUUUCCGCAUGAAAUAAUGUUGAAAGUGUCUCACCCAAAAUGGCCACCGCCUCAGGAGACACUUCAGACUGUUCUAGAGGAGAUGGCGACCAUUUUUGGAGGGACAUUUACAAGACUGGCAGACGCUAACAGCAUCCCCACCCGUCUCUACUGCCGCUCUCAUCCUCCAGGAAUACACAGUGGUGAAGAAGACGCCCAGCUAUCCCCACGUGUCAGGAGGACAUAGGAGGACCCAGAGCCCCAUCCCGGUGCCUCCACCUCACUCACUGAUACAUGAGGGAGACAAUGACCAGAAGAUCCUGGAACUCACCAACAAGAUCAUUCAGCUGCUGACUGGAGAGGAGGGGGAGUAUAUAGAGGAACACAGGGGUCUGUACAAGGACGUGAUGAUGGAGAAUCACCGGCCCCUCACAUCACUGGAUGGGCCCAGUAACAGAGAUACCCCAGAGAGAUGUCCCCGUCCUCUGUAUUCCCAGGGUUGUACAGAGGAGAAUCACAGGAUCCCACAGGAGGAUCAGGUAGAACGUGUGUCUGAUAUUAAAUUAGAAGAUAUAGAGGGAGAAGAAGAGACGUAUGUGACUGAUAUAAAGGCAGAAGAUACAGAGGGAGAAGAGGAGAUGUAUCUAACUGUUAUAAAGGUAGAAGAUAUAGAGGGAGAAGAAGAGACGUAUCUGAGAGGUGAUCAGCAGUGUAAGGAGGAGGAAAUUCCUACAGAUAUCAGCACAGAUGGACACACAAGCAGGAAUAUCUCAGAAGGACAUCUAAUGUUAUCUCCGGAUUGUGACAUAAAAGAUAAUGACAGUAGACCGGAUUCUCCAGGAGAUAACCCCAUUACCCCCAUUAUACAUCCAGCUCUAUCAGCUGCUCCCUCUGAUCCUGGGAAAUGUUCUCCUGAUCACUCUGAUAUUGGUGCAUCUGUUACAGCUCUGACAGUAGAUACAGUGUUUCCGUGUUCUAUAGAUGCCAAAUGUUUUACACAGAACACAAAACUUAUUACCCAUCAGCCAGCUAAUGCAGGGGAGAGGCCAUUUCCAUGUUCUGAGUGUGGGAAAUGUUUUACAUACAAAUCAGGUCUUGUCACACAUCAGAGAAGGCACACAGGUGAGAGGCCAUUUUCCUGCGCUGAGUGCGGGAAAUGUUUUAUCUGGAAAUCAGAACUUGUUACACAUCAGCAAAGUCACACAGGUGAGAAUCCAUUUCCAUGUUCUGAGUGUGGGAGAUGUUUUACAUACAAAUCACGUCUUGUAAAACAUAAGAGAAUACAUACCGGUGAGAAACCAUAUUCCUGUUUUGAGUGUGGGAAAUGUUUUACAUACAAAACAACUCUUGAUGCACAUAAGAGAAGUCACACAGGUACAUCACCAUUUCAAUGUCCUGAGUGUGGGAAAUAUUUUGCACAGAAAUCACAACUUGCUAGACAUCAGAGAAGUCACACAGGUGAGAGGCCAUUUCCAUGUUCUGACUGUGGAAAAUGUUUUGCACGGAAAUCACACCUUGUUACACAUCAGCAACGUCACACAGGUGAGAAGCCAUUUCCAUGUCCUGAGUGUGGGAAAUGGUUUGCACAGAAAUCAGAUCUUGUUAAACAUCAGAGAAAUCACACAGGUGAGAAGCCAUUUCCAUGUCCUGAGUGUGGGAAAUGUUUUACACGGAAAUCAGAUCUUGUUAUACAUAACAGAAGUCACACAGGGGAGAAUCCAAUUUCUUGCUCUGAGUGUGGCAAAUUGUUUGCACGGAAAUCAGAUCUUGUUAAACAUCAGAGAAGUCACACAGGUGAGAAGCCAUUUCCAUGUUCUGAGUGUGGGAAAUGUUUUGCAUACAAAUCAGAUCUUGUUAUUCAUCAGAGAAGUCACACAGGUGAGAAUCCAUUUCCAUGUUCUGAGUGUGGGAAAGGUUUUGCACACAAAUCAGCUCUUGUUAAACAUCAGAGAAGUCACACAGGUGAGAAGCCAUUUCCAUGUUCUGAGUGUGGGAAAUGUUUUGCACACAAAUCAAAUCUUGUUAAACAUCAGAGAAGUCACACAGGUGAGAAGCCAUUUUCUUGCUCUGAGUGCGCGAAAUGUUAUACUCAGAAAGCACAACUUGUUAUACAUCAGAGAAGUCACACAGGUGAGAGGCCAUUUUUUUGCUCUGAGUGUGGGAAAUGUUUUAUCCUGAAAUCACAACUUGUUACACAUCAGAGAAGUCACACAGGUGAGAAGCCAUUUCCAUGUUCUGAGUGUGGGAAAUGUUUUGCACACAAAUCAGAUCUUGUUAGUCAUAACAGAAGUCACACAGGGGAGAAUCCAAUUUCUUGCUCUGAGUGUGGGAAAUGUUUUACACGGAAAUCAGAUCUUGUUAAACAUCAGAGAAGUCACACAGGUGAGAAGCCAUUUCCAUGUUCUGAGUGUGAGAAAUGUUUUGCACUCAAAUCAACUCUUGUUAAACAUCAGAGAAGUCACACAGGUGAGAAGCCAUUUUCUUGCACCGAGUGUGGGAAAUGUUUUACACAGAAAUCACAUCUUGUUAGACAUCAGCAGUCACACAGGUGAGAAGCCAUUUCCAUGUUCUGAGUGGGAAAUGUUUUUCACAGAAAUCACAACUUGGUACACAUCAGAGAAGUCACACAGGUGAGAAUCCAUUUUAAUCUGGAGUAUACUUAUCAUUACCAUGCGUUCUUCAAGAUUUUUAUCUUAUCUUCUAUGCUUUUUGCAAUAUACAUGCUACCGCAGGGUGAAAUAAUCAGGUGUCAUGCCCUCAUCUACCACUGCUAUGCAGGUGAUCUGUCUCUUGCUCUAGGUACUGAGAACCCAGUACCAAUCCUAAAUGGUUUCUAGUUGAGCUCUAGGUGUGGGUGAUGCCAGUUGGCUGUGACUCAGUCCUGGUGAAUCAUGUCCUUAUGAUAGAAGUUCAACAACAAAGGGCAGGGCUACAGCUCAGCUUUGCAAACCAACCAGACUUAUGCUUGGGGGUUCAGAGUUGCAAAAUGCUGAUCCUGUGCAGAAUCUUGGUGUCCUGGAUGGUUGAGUGACACUUAGACAUCAGGUAUCAGCUACAAUCAGAUCCUCAUCUGAGGAACAUAGCCAGACUCCAGCACUUAAUUCCCUCAGAAGAUCUACCUGAUGUCACACAUGUACUUGUAUCAUCACACACAGACUACUGCAAUGUACUCUACCUGGAUCUCCCAGCAAUAGAAUUGCAGCGGUUGUAGCUUGUAUAGAAUGCAGCAGCAGCCAGGCUUUUACCUAACCAGCCCGUUUCUACCACAUAACACCCGUUCUCUACUCCCUGCACCGGCUGCCUGUAAGAUGGUGACUGGGCCUAAUUCAGGUUGGAUUGCAGUGUGUGAUCCAAACAGAAUUAUUCAGAAAAAGUUGCAGGCGCAUCUGCUGUACCCAUCCUGCGCAUGUGUCCGCAUUUUCUUCAGAAAAAGUGAUUGCCUGUCAGGCAGAGCCAAUCACGGGGUUGGGCGGGCAAUGCUCCUUUUCCAGGGAAAAGACAAUGCAGGGGCGUUGUGGCGCGAAUGAAGGACAGAGGCAGACAAAUGGGCAUGAUCAAGGUGGCUGUGACAUCACAUGCAGCCACCGUGAUUGAGAAGAAUGCAGCGGGCCUCCUGCAGGCGCAGCUAAGCUUCUACGAUGAAACAGUAAUUGUGAGGCAAUCGCAUUUUCUGCUUCAUCAGGUGGGAGGUGGCGGUCGGCAUGCUGGGUGGCCUUGCCCUGCGAUGGGCGGCCCCCAGUGUGCUAGGAAAAGGAUUGCAAAUUCUGCUAAUUAGCAGCAUCUGCAAUCCUUACUGAAUUAGUUCCGCUAUUAAAUUAUCUUACUGACUCCCAGCCUUGCAUGACCAUGGUACCAGAAGCAGCUUCUGCCUCCGUACUGCCCGGGUUUCUUCCAUCUGUUGAUUAAGGACUGUUAGCAGUACCAUAAAUUCCCAAGCAGUGCUUAGAUGUCGGGGAGACAGGGUGGGUGGCAGUAGUGCAGUAGCAGGGGCUGCUGGAGGCAGUGUCUAAGUGGUAAUAUUGUCCCCAAGCAGCACUGAGGAGGGAGACAGGACAGGGGGCAGUAGUGGGAGCUGCUGGAGGCAGUGUCUAUGUGGGUAAAUGUUCCUAAGAAGGGCUGAGGUGUCAGAGUCAGUAGUGGUGGGGAGACAGGGCAGGUGACAGCAGUGGGGGGAGACUGGGUGGGUGGCAGUAGUGGGGGGAGGGGGGAUGGUCACAGUGCAGUACCAGGGGCUGCUGGAGGCAGUAAAGAGGUGUAUGUUCCGCACAGAAUCAGUUGAUAAUUAGACUUAAUGAUGAUUAUGCUUCCUUAUUUCUAAUGAAUCCCUUGUAUGUGUUACUGUUAUUUGCUGUGUCAGCCUUUAUGUGUGUUCUGUGUAAUAAUCCUGAAAGUAGUGCUGCUACCGAUCUCAUAUCAUUUGUAGUAACUUGGAAAAGAUGAGAUAUGAGGUGCACCCUGGAAGCUUAUAGGGGGUUAAUCAGAGAUGAUCGCAGAUGUGACAUCACACAGCCCCCUCCCCCCACCUCUCCCCCCCCCCCCCCCAGUAAUGGUCCCGGCCCACCCGUAUUCUCCCCUCAGGGAUAUGACCACAAUGUGUGUGUUUGCGUGGCCUCUGUGCAUUUUGCUACCACCGGGUAAACUGCUGCGGGACGCUUUUGAGGCUGGGUCUGAAUGACCCCCAUAGGCUGUUGUGCAAAGUAAAGUAUUUUUUAAGUUUAAAAUAUAGACAAAAAUAUGUGUAUUAAAGAUAUGAAAUAAAGUCAUGUAAAAUCAAAA
Messenger RNA from Pseudophryne corroboree (corroboree frog), 5186 nucleotides. RefSeq names its product oocyte zinc finger protein XlCOF6-like. The coding region runs from base 818 to 2962 and encodes 714 amino acids. Gene Ontology annotation, molecular function: DNA-binding transcription repressor activity, RNA polymerase II-specific. The record is from RefSeq and is a predicted model, not a curated record. Lineage: Eukaryota; Metazoa; Chordata; Amphibia; Anura; Myobatrachidae. The transcript is spliced from 6 exons. Gene Ontology annotation, biological process: negative regulation of transcription by RNA polymerase II.